AUGAAGACUAAGAAACAGCGAAAGACUCGCAUUGACGCACCAGACGUGGCUAUGCUGGAUAGUUUAGAGUCGAAAGCUAAACAUCGAGUUAAAAACGUCAAGAAAACUCCAUCCAAAGCGUUAAAAUUGGUGCCAACUACUGACAAAAUCGCAGCAUUUAAAGAAACAAAACACUUAAAGAUUGAAACAAAAGAUCUUGGACAGGACAAGAAAAAUGAGCCGGAUGCUGAGAAAUCAACAGUACCAUUAAGCACUAGUAAGAAAAGACGUCGACGGUCAGCAGCAGAGAUUGAUCGUAAAUUUAAAUGUCCAUUUGCUGGAUGUGUGAAGGCGUACGGAUCAGAAGGGUCAUUAAUUCAUCAUCAGAAACUAAAACAUCCAGAACGAGUGGAUUUACAUGAAAAAGAUAAUCAGGUUGGUACGUUCUUAUUACCACUACACAAUACACCUCGAAAUGUGAUGAUUCGACCAGCAACACCUUUAGUGACGUUUCUUCCUGAUCAAAAGCUUUUAUUGAGCAAACAAAGCACCAAUGACAGAGAUAAUCUUGCAUCAUCGUUGGAUGUUGUACCUCCUUCAGCUAAAACACCACGAUGCAACAUGCGGUCACGUUCAGAAUCAGAUCCAGUUACAUUUAUGGAGGAACAGACAAAGCCGAGGGUCGCUAUUUCAACUGCUACGAUCAUGACAAAAUCGGGACCUAAAACUUCAUGUAAACCAUAUCGAAUUGCCACGCCAUAUGUUAAAAAAGCAGCUACUGCUACUGCGACAAGUGAUAGUUCAGCAAGUGCCCACGAGGCGAUCUUACCAAUCAGCAGCACCGGCUCCAUUGAACAUAGGUCAUUCGAGUGGCCAGCCACUUUGAUUUCAGCUUCUAGACACCACUCGGCAUCACUAUCAAGUGACGAACAAGCAAUUGACAGUGAUAUUCUAUCUGUGCUGGCGAAUUGUGAUGAAGAAGAAACGUCAUUAAUGUCAGAUUUUGGAGGAGGCCCACCUUCGACCAAUUUGUACCAGUCCGAUAGUAAUUUCGGGGAGAUGAAGGGCCGAGACAUGCUUCCAGUUGGGAUGGAGUGUUUCAAAAUUGCUGAAAAUGCAACGUUACCGACACAAGUUGCUCAAGAAUUUGUCAUGAACGAACCGGAGGCCGAACUUGGCAUGAAAGCUUUUGCUUCACUGGCCGAAGACUGCACUAAUGCUUUGGUUUUGUCGGAUCACCUGAAGAAAAUGUCGAUGGCUCAGGAAGAUACGCCGCCUCACAGCUUGGUAUCGACGUUUGGCAAGGUGGUGUCUAGUGAAGAUAUUGUGCACCGAUUUCGUUCUAUGUCAGAUCCUGUUCAUGAUGCAGAUCCCAUACUUACUGAUUUGAGUCACUUUUCGUCGGUGCAGACAGACACAUUUUCGCGAUCUGGCAAUUUCUGUACAUUGGAAUUAGCCAAGAUAGAGGAUGGUAGCAUCCAGAAGAUGCUUUGGCUGUCAGGCGCAGCUGGUGUUGCAACAGUAAGCAAUUCACAGCCGUCGUCAGAAGCGCUUGACCAAUUGCUUCAGCAUGAUGACACACUAGAAGGGAAACCAUCUGACGUAUUUGAGAAUGAAGAAGAGAUCAGCUAUGCGUUGGUUGGCCCUGGAACGACACCGACGUUGCUAUGA
Molecule: messenger RNA, 1650 nt
Organism: Peronospora belbahrii
Lineage: Eukaryota; Oomycota; Peronosporomycetes; Peronosporales; Peronosporaceae
Source: the annotation of a GenBank genome assembly